This is a messenger RNA of Alosa alosa (allis shad), 1394 nucleotides long. It is a transcript of the gene c8g, whose product is annotated as complement component 8, gamma polypeptide. Gene Ontology annotation, biological process: complement activation. The record is from RefSeq and is a predicted model, not a curated record. Gene Ontology annotation, cellular component: membrane attack complex. The coding region runs from base 188 to 814 and encodes 208 amino acids. NCBI's taxonomy places the organism in Eukaryota, Metazoa, Chordata, Actinopteri, Clupeiformes, Clupeidae. The transcript has 7 exons.
AGUGAAAAAACAGACGUGUGUUUUCUAAAGCAGGCCAGUGGAAGCAGGCAUAUGGACAUGCACACUGUGAGAUCAACAUAAAGUCCAGCAAGGUUAUUUCUUCAGAAUAAUUAAUGAAUUAAUUAUCUAAGAAAAAGAAUCAGGUGACAUCAGAUUGUAAGUAUUGUUCUAGAGUGAAGUAGGCAGGAUGCAGCACGUAUGGAUUUGUAUAGCCAUGCUUACAGUACUUGGAGAACCGAACACACUUGGGGCCUCCAGAACCCAAGGCAGGAGAACUGAGCGCAACCAGACGGAGAACACCAUUGACAAGAUCACCGUAGCACCCAACCUCGACCUGGACCAGGUGGCGGGGAAAUGGUACUUGAUUAGCGCUGCCUCCAAAUGCCCCUUCCUCCUAGAGAACGGUUUUAAGGUGGAGAGCACCACCAUAUCCCUGACACCACCCACCACCUUCGAUGCUCCCAUGUUGGUGAGCACCUUCAGGAAACUUAACCAGCAGUGUUGGGAGAUCAGGCAAGAGUACCAAACCACUAAAUCCAAAGGAAGACUUUUGCUCUCAAACAAGAAUCCUAAGAAAAACAUUGAUAUUGUGAUUGCUGAAACAGACCACAGCUCCUAUGCCAUAUUGUACUAUCAAAGGCAAGGAAAGAUCUCCAUGAAAUUAUAUGGUCGGUCCCCAAAAGUGCCCGACUCUACUGCAGAUAAAUUUGAAGAGCUUGCAGCCAAACAGAGCCUUGGGUUGGACUAUGUCUUCCAGUUCCCAGGCUACAGCUUCUGUGAGACCGCUGAUGAGGACUAUGUGCUUGUCAUGUAAUGGAUCAUUGUCCGUCUCUGUCCUGAACGACAUUCCUGGAGUAGCCGGUUUGGGAGCAACAGUGAAAUCACAUUUGUUCACAACCACGGAUCUUCGUAGUCCCAAUGCAAUUUUAGUUGAGUUGUUUGCAAAAUUGUUUCUGUGACUGUCUUUAUAUUUAAGAAGAAAUUCAAAGAUAUUAACAAAGCCCAUUUUUCAUCCCAGUAAAUUUUGAACCAAUAAUUGAGAUAUUAACACUAAAAGUUGGGCUGUAUAUGAAUGAUAUGAUAAAGGCUGCAUAUGAAACCAGGUGGAGAUUAGGCUAAGUGGCCCCAUUUCACCUCUCCUGGGAGGAAAAAACGUCUCCGGCCAUUUUCACUCUGUGAUAUAACUCUCCUUCAACAAGACUCGGCCUGUACCUUCAAAAAAAAAAAAAAAAAGGUUACACAACUAAUGAAAAACACAUUUGUUAUUUAACUAUUGUAGUGUUCAUAUUCUGUAAGUCACUUUGGACAACGUGUCUGUUAAAUACUAUAACCAUAACCAUAACAUCUGUAUUAAAUACAUUAAAAAUGUAGAAAUAAACACCCCUAAAUGUUAA